Messenger RNA from Plenodomus lingam JN3, 117 nucleotides. The record is from RefSeq and is a predicted model, not a curated record. Lineage: Eukaryota; Fungi; Ascomycota; Dothideomycetes; Pleosporales; Leptosphaeriaceae.
AUGCAGCUUGGAACAGCACCACCAUACGCCACCAAAAGAAACCACCAGCCCAGCCGGAAAAACUCGCUCCUUUGCCAUACCGCCACAAACCAUCCAACCAUGCCUCCGAUUCCGUGA